Messenger RNA from Dictyostelium purpureum, 1185 nucleotides. RefSeq lists its product as uncharacterized. The record is from RefSeq and is a predicted model, not a curated record. Gene Ontology annotation, molecular function: aspartic-type endopeptidase activity; protein binding. Bases 1 to 1185 code for a protein of 394 amino acids. Gene Ontology annotation, biological process: proteolysis. The transcript has 4 exons. NCBI's taxonomy places the organism in Eukaryota, Evosea, Eumycetozoa, Dictyosteliales, Dictyosteliaceae.
AUGGCAGAGUUAACAAUUUCAGUAGAGAAUGAAACCUAUAUUUUGGUACCAGCUGAUUUAGAACAAUCAGUCGAACAAUUAAAACGUGUUAUCGAAUUUGAAAUUUCAGUUAAAAUCAAUCAACAAGUUUUAACAUAUGACGGUAAAGUUUUAGAUAAUGCAAAGAAACUAUCGGAGUAUUCAAUCAAAAAUGGUGAUAUGAUUUUAUUGACAAAGAAUAUUUUUACACAACCUCAACAACAACAACAACAACACCAACAACAACAACAACAACAACAACAACAACCUCAACAACAUGGUGGGUUCGCACAGCCUCCAAAUGAAAUAUUUGCUUCUGCAGAUUCAAUGAUUGAUUAUUUUACAAAAAACCCAGAAGGAUUGGGUCAAAUUAUUGAGACCAACCCACAACUUGCUGAGGCAAUUCUUUCAAAAGAUAAAAAGGCAUUAACAAAUGUUUGUGAGCAAUUCAAAAGCCAACGUAGAAUGCAAGAGUUAGCAAUCAAAGAUCCAUUUGGCGAAGAGUAUCAAAAAUUACUUUAUGAACAAAUUCAAAAACAAAAUAUUGAAGAAAAUAUGGCCCAUGCUAUGGAACAUACCCCUGAAGUAUUUGCCUCUGUCUAUAUGUUGUACAUUAAAUGCUCGAUUAAUAACUUUCCAAUUAAAGCUUUUGUUGAUACUGGAGCACAACAAUCGAUUAUGUCCGAAAAAGUUUGUAUAGAUAAAAGAAAAAUUAUAGUAAAUAUAAGCUUAAUAUUAAUAUUAGUCUUUAAUUUCUUUUAUAGUAAAGGCACUUUCCAAAUUGGAGAAGAAAAACUAGAGUACCUCCAUGAAAAAGAUUUAAAGGAUAUUUUGGGUUCCGAGGGUCAAGAGGAAGAGGACUUAAAAAAAGUAACACAAGAAAGUUUAAAAACCACUUCACCAACUCCUAGCUCAACUACAACCACCUCUACCGUCUCACCAACCACAUCGGCCACAUCCACUGCUUCAAUAUCAUCACCAUCUGUUACAUCACCAACCAAUACAACCCCAACCUCCACUAGACCAGUUACCAAUACUUUUAGUGCUAUGCCUGAAGAAUCAAUCAAUGUUUUAAUGAGCUUGGGUUGCUCAAGAGAAAGAGCUAUUAGACUUUUAACCCAAACUAGAGGUAAUGUCGAUGCAGCUGCCAGUCUUUUCUUUGGUUAA